AUGAGCACCAAUAAAUUUAAUAGCGGUGAUACUAAGGAGUAUUCUUUAUCUCCUUCAGAAUCUCUUUCAGAAAACCAUCAAAAGAUCGCAGAAAAUCUAAGCGCUGUAACAUUUGUUAAUGAAGGUAAUUCUAAUCUUACAGAGCAAAAGGAAAUUGAAAGAUUAAAAAAGAAUUUUUUUGAGCAAAAAGCUAACUUACAGAGGAAGAAUACUUUGGAAUACCAAUUAAGACAAAGUGCCAUAUCCAAAAAUAGAGAUUUUAAAAAAAAGCUCCGUGAAAAAAAUAGUUUCAAUAGGAUAAGCCGCAAAGAAAAUGAUUAUUAUUACAAGUUGAAACGAAAUGAGUUGAAUAAGUUAAAAGAGAUAGAUUCGCAGGUUAAAGAGUUAGAAAGACUACAACGUUUGAAAAAUCAAGCAAGUCAACUGCCCAAUGACAAUAUUGAAGAUCAACUUACUGAGAUAACGGAUGAUACAAAAAUUGUAAAAGAUAAGCGGCAAGUAAUUAAUAUUCAAAAGAAGAAGAAGAAAACGAAAAAAAUCAUUAAAAUUUAA
This is a messenger RNA of Saccharomycodes ludwigii, 552 nucleotides long. RefSeq names its product Fyv6p (gene FYV6). Bases 1 to 552 code for a protein of 183 amino acids. NCBI's taxonomy places the organism in Eukaryota, Fungi, Ascomycota, Saccharomycetes, Saccharomycodales, Saccharomycodaceae. The transcript has a single exon. The record is from RefSeq and is a predicted model, not a curated record.